AUGCCGCCCUUCAAAAUCAUCAUCGUCGGAGGGAGUAUCGCGGGACUCACUCUCGCGAAUAUUCUGGAGCGAUACGGAAUCGACUAUAUUGUUCUCGAAAAGCACACGACCAUCGCACCCCAGCUCGGCGCAAGUUUGUGCAUGCUGCCCCAUGGCGCAAGAAUCCUCGAUCAGCUAGGCAUCUGGUCCAAGAUUGAAAAAAUGUCCAUGUCAAUCGGUCAGAGUCAAAGCUUUGGUCCAGAUGGUCUUCCUUUGGGCGCUCCCGAGCCAUUCGGGGAUACCAUGGCGGAAGUUAUGCAUUUCCUCGAUCGACAGCAACUGCUGGAAGUUCUAUUCCAAAAUCUCCAGGACAAAUCCAAGGUCUUCCCUGCCUGUGACGUCUUCAAGAUCGAAGAGCUAGAUGGGGGCGUACAAGUCGCACUUAAAGACGGAUCCAUCAUCACCGGCGAUAUUCUGGUGGGCGCAGACGGAGUUCACAGCCGUAUGAGAGACGAAAUCUGGAGAAUUGCUGAGUCCGAGUCGUCGGAGUAUGGCGCGGCGAAGAUGAGCCAAUCUAUUAAAUGCGACUACAAGUGUAUUUUCGGUAUUGGGAAGCGCCCUGAAGGAAUCACCGACUACGCCAGCUUCAAGUGUUUCCACAAAGGCCGUUCAUAUCUGAUUUCGGCGGGUCCCGACAACAAAUUAUACUUCUUUGCCUUCUUCAAGAACUCGGCCACCACAACCCACAGGGCUAUCCCGAGGUAUACAUCCGAGGACGCAAAUGCGCUUGCCGCUAAAUUUGCCAGUGAUCCCUUAUUCAACGGGAUUACUUUUGGCCAAAUCUACCAGCGAAUCGCGAACGCCGUCCUCGUUCCUCUGGAAGAAUACGUGCUGAAGAAGUGCUUCUACAAGCGAGCAAUUUUGAUAGGCGACUCAUUCCACAAGAUGAACCCCCUCGCCGGCCAAGGAGGAAACUCCGCCAUCGAAUCUGCCGGGGUACUUGCCGACCUCUUCAAAGAAACCCUCGACCAAGAAAAGCAGCCGAGCAACGAAACAAUCGAGCACAUCUUCCACGAAUUCCAAGAGAUACGCCGCCCCCGAGCUACCGGAUUAAUGGAAAUGACCAAGAAAAUGCAGAAAAUGGAGGUUCUCGACAACACUCUGAUCGAAUUUCUACAGCUCAAAAUCACUUCGAAGAUGGGAGUUGACCACAUUGUUCCCAUGAUCGCUUCGGGGUCGACACCAGGUAGGACUCUAAAAUAUUUGCCGAAGAAUAUCAAGAAUGGAGCAGUCGCUCUGGACGAAGAGGUUAGGGUGAAUCCCCGGGACCGCUCGACUCUGGCAACGGUAGCGUGGUCGGUUUUGAUGCUUUUUAUUGCAUCUCUGAGCUGGAGCUGGACUCAGUUGCUUGGAUCUUCUAUAGCCACCAACUUCGAUAAGAGCGGGUUUGGUCCGCUUUACGUCCUUCCACUGGCUGUCGCCAUCAAUACGCUUUGGGUCAUUGAGUCUUACCGACCUGGACUUUUUCUUAGUCCUCUUGUCAGUGCUGUACCGUUUAACCUGGCCGUGACGAAGCUGAACUGGGCAACUAUCGCACCUCUUUACUUCGCCCUCUACAUAAUCACUAGUCGAGGAAAAUCUUUCUAUUUUCCGUUUCCCAGAGCCAUCGAUCACCUCGUCGCUAAAUCACUGCUGGCGUCCCUUUUUAUCGCUUACAUUCCAGCAGCUCUGAGGGUUCUUCCGUCUCUGACUCAAGGGGAACGACCAGAUCUCAGCAGCAACAGAAUCCUCCUAGCUUCUCAUCUCGCCCUCCCAGUCCUCCUCCACCUCGGCAAACGCAUCUUGGGAGCCUCCUCAGUGAAGCUCUCAGUCGGCCAGAGGCUGUUUUCUAGUCACGAUCUGAAGUACCUCACCCGAUUCUAUACACUUCUCUUCUUCCUGAUGAGUACUGCCCAUUUGGUUCUUGUGUCUCUGGCUGUUCCACAAGUUAUUUCCGAUAUAUCUGCUUUGCAGAUCAUCGGCUCAUGGGAGCUGACUCAAUUUGCUUGCCUUGCUCUUGCUAUUGUCGCCUGGUGUUUGUUUGCUGUGUGGGAGAUGCGGCGUGUGGACCUGACUGAGGUCUCUUUGCUAACCACAUUCGUGGUUUCUACGCUCAGCUCGAUACUCAUCGGUCCUGCUGCGGUGCUAUUUGCUCUCUGGGGGUGGCGGGAGCAUGUUCUGGAAAUUGGUAGGCAGAGAAUAUGA
Penicillium argentinense is the source of this 2223-nucleotide messenger RNA. Its product is annotated as FAD-dependent oxidoreductase. The coding region runs from base 1 to 2223 and encodes 740 amino acids. The record is from RefSeq and is a predicted model, not a curated record. NCBI's taxonomy places the organism in Eukaryota, Fungi, Ascomycota, Eurotiomycetes, Eurotiales, Aspergillaceae. Gene Ontology annotation, molecular function: FAD binding. The transcript has 5 exons.